ACAAAAGGCACACCUCUCUAAUCAUUCAUAUGCAUAUAUACUUAUUAUAGCCCCCGCCCCCCAAUAACAGUGAAAACAACGAGUAGAAAGAAAAGGCGAUGGAAGGCGAAAAGUUACUUAAUCCUAAACCCUAAACCCUAAACCCUAGUCGUUUACUUUGCAAAACUUUCUGAGAGGGAUACUUACUUAUAAUAUAUGUAUAAUUAAGGUAUAGUUUCCAUGUUUCCCACCAAGGCUAAAGCUGUAAUAUAUUUAUUUAAGACGUAGUUUCCAUGGUUCCCCAAAAACAAAUUUCCACGUGACCAUAAAAACCAAACCAAAUGAACCCAAAAAAAAAAAGCCUAAAUCAUGCACAUAGUGACUGAAAAUAAUUCUAGGGUUUAGGGUUCAUGCAGAAUAUGGCGAGGCAAAACACUCAUACAACACUCAUGCUCCGUUUCUACUAAACCCUCCCCUCACCCAAAUCUCCAUUUCUCAACCGAACCAAAGAAUUCGAAGAACCAAAACAAAGAAUGAAGAAUCUGUUAAACUUGUCGAUGAAUUUAUACGUCCCGAUGAUCGUAACGAUAACGUGGAUGAACGCGAUUUCCGUCGAGCCGAGCCUUCACAGAGUCGGAGGAGGCCAGUACACUUGGAAGCCCGACAUUAACUUCUCCGACUGGUCGAGUCAUGAACGUUUUAUCGUCGGCGACUGGAUCUAUUUCGGGUUCGAUAGGAGUAAGCACAACGUGCUGCAAGUGAACCAGACGGCUUACGAGCAAUGCAUCGAGACAGGUUUCAUCUCGAACGUGACGAGAGGGGGACGUGACGUGUUCCAGCUCGUUCAGACAAAGCCGUAUUACUUCAUCUGCGGCCGAGGUUACUGUAAGAACAGCAUGAAGGUCGCAGUCAACGUCCUCCCGCCUCAACCGCCGCCGCCGCCAUCGCCCUCGAUCCUUUCUCCUGCAACACCGCCAGCCACAACUCCUCGACCCGAAUCCUACACAACUGCAACAAUGGCUGCAACUUUCUUCAUCCUGUUCGUCUUAUUUUUCGCUUAGGAGCUUUCUUUUACCUCUUUUACUUUCACGGUUUCGGGUUUAUGCUCGGCGUUUUUUGCAUCUCUUUUUACGUUCUUUUUCGAUAUCUAUGGAACCUUCACUGAUGUUAUGUUACUAUAUAAUAGAAAAAGAGCAAUGAACACAGAGAAGCAGCAGCUUUACACGACAGGGUCAAUUCCUAACACAUCAGUUUGUUUUUUAAACCCGAAAGCUCAUCUUUUUUUUUUCAGACCCAAGGGUUACGUAUAACCCUCGGGGCGGAAAUACAAAAAAAAAACGCACAUCGGGCGAUGAAAACGAGUCAGUUUGGCCACAAAAUGCAUCGCCCGAAUAAAUGCAUAUGCCUAAGCUUAGACCCACCAUGUUCAGGGG
Molecule: messenger RNA, 1412 nt
Organism: Tarenaya hassleriana
Lineage: Eukaryota; Viridiplantae; Streptophyta; Magnoliopsida; Brassicales; Cleomaceae
Product: lamin-like protein
Exons: 2
Coding region: 513-1040 (175 amino acids)
Cellular component (GO): plasma membrane
Molecular function (GO): electron transfer activity
Source: RefSeq, a predicted model, not a curated record